AUGAUAUCUGUCGUAUUUAUAACAAUCCUGAAUGAUUUCACAAUGGCUACUGUAAGCUAUGACUGAGUUAGAGUCUCAAAAAAGCCAGAGCAUUUCAAUUUAAAGGUAAUGUUUAUAAUUGCCACUGUUCUUGCCAUAGUUCCUCUAUGUGAAUGAAUUACAUUAAUUGUAUUUAUGUUUAGCACAUAUGGACUCUUGCAAUCCAAAUUUUUUGUUAGGUUUUAA
Molecule: messenger RNA, 225 nt
Organism: Blepharisma stoltei
Lineage: Eukaryota; Ciliophora; Heterotrichea; Heterotrichida; Blepharismidae
Source: the annotation of a GenBank genome assembly